Peniophora sp. CBMAI 1063 is the source of this 1497-nucleotide messenger RNA. NCBI's taxonomy places the organism in Eukaryota, Fungi, Basidiomycota, Agaricomycetes, Russulales, Peniophoraceae. The record is from the annotation of a GenBank genome assembly.
AUGGUUCGUGCUCUUAUCGUUCUUGAAGAUUUAUUCAAACGUCGUUUCAAGGGGACCAUUCAAGAUCUCCCUACAGAAACGCUAUUGGCCAUCUUCGCGCAUCUAGUCAUCGCAUGGCCAGCGGGCCAGUGUGCAAGCGCAGAAAAUUACACUAGCAUCGGCUGGAUGGUCGCUUGUCACGUCUGCGGGACCUGGAGAAGGAUACUCCUGCAUUGGAACAGUAUUUGGUCUUCUUCCGUCACGUCUUUCUACAACGUCGACGCGGUCAAUACGUUCCUGGCCAGGUCUGGAAACGCUGCACUUAGCAUCGACAUGAAUCUGCUGCACAGCCACUCUGCACACAUGCCAAAACGGCCAGAAGUCGUCAACGCCAUCAUGAACGCUCGCGUCCUAAGCAGAUCGCAAGUCAUAUUGUCGCAUGCGCGUAACCACCGCAACCGAGGGUUCCACCCAUCCCUACCGAGCCUCAUGUGUAGCGUGCAACUUGAUCAUCUACGACAUGUCGACGUGUUCAUUCCAUACCAUCUGAAAUUCACGGGUCUCAUGAACGCUCGGCAUCUGCAAAUUCUCGGCCUGCGUUCUAAUGCGGUUGACGCCUCCGAAUGCCCUGUCCCACUACGAUUCCUGCUUCACAUCUUCGAGAACUGUCAACAUCUUGACGUCAUUAGAAUCCAUCGUUGCGUGGACACCACGAUCCUUGACGACUUCAAGCCCGAUUCAACGCGCGUGCGUGGAGUGCUAUCCACAAUCGAUGUUGGGUGUCACGACGAAACCUUGCUCCCUAUCUUGUCCGCAUACUUCCACGUCCAAGACUGUCCUGCAGUGACGCUGGAAGUUUACUCCACGCUGGAUCUUCGAGACACUCUCAUGCUCGCGAUAGACGGUUAUGGAGCUCAACGACAUGAUAUACAAUCCCUCGACAUCAAAUACGACGAGGAGAAGGCACGCGAGCAAGAUGGUUUCACUUUAUUAUAUCACAGCGUCUUCUUCGGUUUACAUCUUCACUUCGCCAACUGCCGGACAAUCAUAUUGCGCAUGGACGUCGAACGCAUGACUUGGACCUGGGACACUUUCGUUCAGCUAGUCCCCUGUGGCCAAAUCCGCGCCCUCACGUUGACAAACAACCGUGGCAUGUACAGGCCUCCUGCCUCCGUACAACCCAUGGACAUGAUGCGAACCCUGCACAACUUGGAGACCAUACAUCUUGACGAUUCUCAGCAUAUUCACCUGUUACAUGCCCUACCGUUGACCACUCCCAUCACCGAAAUUGUCAUUCGGCUCCGGUCCGUAGACAGAGAUGAUUGCCUCCCUCAGAUGUGGCAAUGGUUACGACACCGGACGUCAACUACUGCAAUGACGACGCUCAUCUUGAAAGGGAACAUUGAAAUGCCCGUGGACAGUGGAAACUAUCGUUACAUGGACGGCCCCAUGCUCGCGGCGUUGGAACCGCUCGUGACUGUUUGCGACGAACGUGACUCUGUUACCGCCCCUUAUUGA